Molecule: messenger RNA, 4467 nt
Organism: Grus americana (Whooping crane)
Lineage: Eukaryota; Metazoa; Chordata; Aves; Gruiformes; Gruidae
Gene: PM20D2
Product: peptidase M20 domain containing 2
Exons: 7
Coding region: 806-2161 (451 amino acids)
Molecular function (GO): dipeptidase activity
Source: RefSeq, a predicted model, not a curated record
UGUGGAUGGCAUCCGAUUUACCGUGCAUAAACAAAAACACCUGUGCUGGGGGUUCAGGUGCGUGACUGGGCCUAGGAUGUGCCCCAGAGGUAUGGAAGAGGACAGGCCACGGGCGGCGGAGCUGGCUGACUGUGGUGGGCAGCGUCUGGAGCUACCACCGCCCUACUCGCAUAGGUAUGGGGGUCAGAAACAUAAAGGAGAAAAGAAAACGCAGGCACACAGGACUUCUGGCUGAAAAAAUAAAGGAGAUGUUGGAGAAAAUAGGGUGUUAAUUUCUAAGCCCUGCAGAGUUAUGAAAGAUCUUGCACUUGAAUGCAAUGGCAUGGGAAAUGGCACAUAGAGAGCAGCUGAAGACUGAAUAUAGCUUGUUUUGUGUGAGCUAGGCGUGUGUUAAGUUGGCAGCAAAACAGCGAUUAAAAAUAUCAAGCGGCACCUGGAAGGACGUCCACACGCUUAGCGCAGGGUAAGAGCUGUGGAGCUCUAGGGAGCACAGGCCAGGCAGCACCUGGAAAGGCAUCUAGCCCUCGGCACAGGCUAAGAGCGAUCCCACGGACGCCGGCGCAGCUCCCGGCGGCACCGGCAAGGCGAGGACCGUCCCCCGGGCACUCUGGGACGGGUAGUUCUGUCCGGGCGCUGCCAGCAGGCCGUCCGGGGUGGGGAACUACGCUUCCCAGCGUGCCCCGCGGCACCGAGGAGCCGAUAAAAAGGCGGCGGCGGCAGCUGUUCGCUCACACGGUGGUCGGCAGGUACGGGCGGGCCGGGCUGGCGGUUGGGGGCGGUUGGUGCCGGCAGGUGCUUCUCUCUCAUGAGGCCGCAGGACCCGUCGCAGGGCGGCCCCGCCGCCGUGGUCGCCACGUUGUCGGCGCUGGAGAUGCUGAAGCAGCGGGCGUGCGAGAGCGUGGAGCUGAACGCGGCGCGGCUGGGUGCGCUGAGCCGCGACAUCUGGAGCCGGCCCGAGCUGGCCUACGAGGAGCACCAGGCGCACGACGCCAUGACCCGCUUCUUCUCCAGCGGGGAGCUGCCGGGUGCCCCCUGGGCCGUGCAGCCGCGCUACAAGCUGGGCACGGCCUUCCGUGCCGAGUGGGGCACGGCGGCCCCUCACGGUCCGCGCCCGCUCCGCGUCGCCUUCCUUUGCGAGUACGACGCUUUGCCCGGUAUCGGCCACGCCUGCGGGCAUAACCUCAUCGCCGAGGUGGGAGCCGCCGCCGCGCUGGGGCUGAAGGCCGCCCUGGAGAGCCUGCCGCAGCCGACGCUCGUCGCCGUCCAGAUCACGGUGCUGGGGACGCCUGCGGAAGAACAAGGAGGAGGCAAAAUAGACCUGAUAAACGCUGGAGCGUUUGACGGCCUGGAUGUGGUUUUUAUGGCACACCCCUCGCAAGAAAACGCAGCUUACCUGCCCGAUGUGGCCGAGCACGAUGUGACUGUGAAAUACUAUGGAAAAGCUUCUCAUGCUGCUGCUUAUCCUUGGGAAGGAGUUAAUGCAUUAGAUGCUGCUGUUCUUGCAUACAACAAUCUGUCUGUUUUAAGACAGCAAAUGAAACCGACCUGGAGAGUUCAUGGUGUAAUAAAAAAUGGUGGUGUGAAACCUAACAUCAUUCCUUCUUACACUGAACUAGAGUUUUACUUGCGUGCCCCUUCAAUGAAAGAUCUUUCUGUUCUGACAGAGAAGGUUGAGAACUGCUUCAAAUCUGCAGCACUGGCCACAGGAUGCAAAGUGGAAAUAAAAGGUGGUGAAAAUGAUUACUACAAUGUGCUUCCAAAUAAGAGCCUGCAGAAAGCUUACAAGGAGAAUGGAAAGAAGCUUGGAAUAGAUUUUAUAUCAGAAGACCGUAUCUUGAAUGGUUUGUCAGGUUCCACAGACUUUGGAAAUGUUACAUUUGUAGUCCCUGGGCUUCAUCCUUAUUUUUAUAUUGGCUCUGAUGCAUUGAAUCAUACUGAGCAGUACACAGAAGCUGCAGGGUCACAGAAUGCUCAGUUCUAUGCUUUGCGCACAGCAAAAGCUUUGGCAAUGACAGCACUGGAUGUCAUUUUCAAGCCAAGUCUGCUAGAAGAGGUCAGGGAAGACUUUAGAGAGGUGAAGCUAAAAGAAGAGGGACAAAUAAAUCCAGUAGAACCUAACACAGAAUCUGGCGUUGGCAUAGGAGCGUGUGCAUCACACUAAGCUUAAUUAAACCUGUCAGUAGGAUUGACUUAACGGAGAUGCUGUAUUUAAAUCCCAGAAAGGGCUGGAUAAACACAUAGCUGAAGAAAUGUUGAUUUUUUUUUUUGGACUUUAGGAGAAGCAAAUAGUACAUUGCUUUCCAAAAUGUGCAAUUUCAUCUAGCUGUAACAUUGGCUGUAUUCAAUAUGGUGAUGAAUUUCAGAGAGAGAUCUCAAACAUGUUGCCUUUAAGUUGCAGUGUUGAAUAAAUGAUAGUGUUUAGAUCCCUUGCCAGUGAUUUUCUAUGUAUUGCUAAAGUAAUAUUCCUUAUAGGGAAAUAUGGCAUUUACAUAGAAAUUUUUGUUCUAAAAUAAGCACUGUUCACUCACUGAUCAUAGACUGGAUGUGACCUAUGAAGCAUUUCUCUCUGGUUAGUCACUUUUUCUCGGGACAAGAUAGAGGAUUAAAACCUGAGCUGGUUUCACUGGAGGGAAGGGUAUAUAUUUGCAAGUAUGCCUGGUUUUAACACUAGUAGCUUCUAGCAAUGGAAGAGAAGUGUAUGGAAAUGUGAUCUGUAAAGGUUGAUUGUCCUGAAAUGCAUUGUCCUUCCUCCUAAUAAAUUUUGGAGGUGGUGUGGAGAAGUCAUUGAUCAAAAAAUUGGAAAGCAACUAGUGCUUGUUUAACGCAUUUAAACUACUGCAGGAAAAUGCAUGUGCACCUUUUUAAGUUCUACACUAAGGCAAUACAAGUGUCCACACAAGGUGUUGCACUGAUCUGGAGGAUGUGUAUAAAUUCAGCUAAACCAGUAGAAAUCUUUUUCACAAAGAUACAAACAUGGUACCAUGAAGCAGUAAAUUAAGGUAGCCUUAAACUGGUUGUGUGCAAACCCCUGUAAUAAGCUCUGAGAAGCUUGCACUGAGGAUUGCUUGUGCAACAGUAACGGGCUUCUCAAACCUGUUUGUUUGCAUAUCCUAAGCAACAGAUCUGUUAAGUCUUGCCAGUUGUUCUAUCUGUGUGGUUAGUCUGUUUAGUCCUUGCUAUUUUGCUUCCCAGACAGGUUAAUGUUGCAAAUUUUAUCUAGGUGGUGUUCUGUGUGUCCAAACAUCUUUGGAAUUUUUUUAAUUUGCUUGUUAAAGGCUGACAUGAAUACAUAGAGAAGGAACUAAUCUUUUGUUCAGAUACAAAUUGCUGAGUCAAUGGACAGACUGAGUGAAAAAGCAGCUUACUGGUUAACAUUUUCCUAAGCAUAGGUUUUAUAGUGAGCUUCUGAAAAGUCAAUACCCAAAAUAAUUUCGGGAACCUUGUUUUUAACAGCACCAAUUUCUAAAUGGUGAAAUUCUAAUGAGACUUUAUAUUUUAUUAAUGUCUAUAUUCAAUUUCUAAUUUUGGAAAAAGCAAAUUCCUUAUCUUGGUUUAACUGUGCUCCCUCUGGGUUUCUGCACAUACUCUUUAACACAGACCUCCAGCUGCUAUUUAACAAUCCUGUUGAGAUUUUCCCGUCUGUUUGUAUGUCGUGUAGACAAUGUAAUUUGACAGUUUUUAGACUUUCAGAUGAUACUUAUAUACUGUGUGCUUGUAAUAAUAGGACACAGACUGUCUAUUAAUACAAGAAAUGCUCAGUGUCUUUAGAAAAGGGAAGUAACUGUAUAUCUGUUUGUCAAAGAACUAGAGGCAUAAAUAAUGUUUUGUAUUACAAGGCAGUUGUUUGAAGAGUUGAGCAUGACCGCAAGCCUUCUGGUUACAAGUGGGUCCUUGCAGCAGUACCCUUGCUUUCAUUAGCAGACAGUUUUGACAGAUGAAUGCAUGAACCAGAUGAGUGUUGGACUCUGAGCUUAUAGGUAUGUCCAGGAUAGUAAGUUGGAUACUAAAUCCAGCUGAAAUUUGGUCCAAAGCUUGUCAAAGGAACUUUCUCCUUAAUUUUUACCUUAAACCCUGCCUUGCCAGUUCUCAGACACAAUUACAAUUCAUGAAGUUCUACUGGGUUAACAAGCUAGUUUAUUAAUUUCCUUAGCAUAUGUGGUUUUUAUUUCCUCCUGCAUGAACUGUUUAACUUGCUUUGCUGUUUUUAAGAUGGAGUGUUGGAAUGCCAGCAAUAGGAAUACGUGCUGCAUUGUUGGGUUUCCUACAGGCUGAUGUGUUAUAGCCUUCUCGGUUCUCCGUCCCAACUAGCUGGCUGUUGGCUGCAGCAUGUCCAAGAUCGUUUAAUUAAACAUUUCUGCACUAAAAGCAUGUCUUAAUUUUGUUGUAAUGAUUGCUGGAAUUAAAAUGAAACUGAAGUACUGAUUAAAGAUGAGUUGAUAUCAAUAAAGCAAUUUAAUUGUGACUGAA